Molecule: messenger RNA, 3643 nt
Organism: Diabrotica balteata
Lineage: Eukaryota; Metazoa; Arthropoda; Insecta; Coleoptera; Chrysomelidae
Source: the annotation of a GenBank genome assembly
CUCUCCUCUACUGAAUUAAUCCUUUAUGUGAGUGAAACAUGUAUUAAAAUUUGCUUGACACCAAAUGUAAUACAUUAUAGAAUACAUGUGUCGCUGUAAUUUAAUAAGAUUCUAAACACUGUGUUUAUUUUUGUGGAUUCUUACAGAAAAAUUCCCCGUUGGUAAACAAUAUCAAAGACAAACAUCCAGACAUCAAAAUGCAGAAAAAGACUGAUACAAAUUCAUUUUUGAAAUAUGUUAGCUUACUAACUUUAACUCUUCAGAAUGCUGUAUUGGGUUUAAGUAUGAGAUAUGCCAGAACGCGAGAAGGGGAUAUGUUUUUAUCGUCAACAGCUGUACUGUUGGCAGAAGUUGUUAAACUGAUCACAUGUUUGGUGAUUGUCUACAUAGACGCUGGUGGACUAUUAAAAACGUUUCGUUUAAUAGAUCAACAAAUUAUUAAACAACCUGUUGAUACGCUCAAGAUAUGCGUUCCUUCAUUCGUUUAUCUGGUUCAAAAUAAUUUGCUGUACUUAUCCGCAUCUCAUUUAGAUGCAGCAACAUAUCAGGUGACGUAUCAGUUAAAAAUCCUUACUACUGCCCUGUUUUCCGUAUUUAUCUUGAAGAGGGAACUUCUACGUACUCAAUGGAUCUCACUUUUCGCCCUCAUCAGUGGUAUUGUGCUUGUGCAAUUAGCCCAUACCGAUGAUAAAUCUACGUCCGUACAUGGAAUGGAGCAAAAUCAGUUCAUCGGUUUCAUGGCUGCGCUGGCUGCGUGCUGCUUGUCCGGCUUUGCUGGAGUUUAUUUCGAAAAAAUGCUCAAAGGUAGUGACGUAACCGUCUGGAUAAGAAACGUCCAACUCUCUUUUUGCUCAAUACCGUUCGGCUUGAUCUCGUGCUUCUUAUAUGACGGCGCGAAAAUCAGAGAACAAGGAUUCUUCUUUGGCUACGAUAAAUUCAUACUUUUCCUAGUUCUACAACAAGCUUCAGGCGGACUUAUCGUAGCUGUCGUCGUCAAAUACGCCGAUAACAUCCUGAAAGGUUUUGCAACGUCCUUGGCUAUAGUUAUAUCCUGUAUAGCUAGUAUAUACAUAUUUGAUUUCCAACUAUCCUUCCAGUUUGCCGCGGGCGCUGGAUUUGUUAUAUUCUCAAUCUUUUUGUACGGUUACACACCGAAGAAACCAGAUAUAUCGCCAACUUAUAAAGUCUAGUAUUUUUUAAAUUCAUUGAUUAAGGAUAUGUUUAAAUAAUAUCCUUGCACAGUUAACUCGCAAUGUUUAUUUAUUUUCUAUCCUUUCUUUAGCAGUGCUUAUUUAUUUCUGAUGUUAGUACUAAUGGGACAAAUUCAUAAAGAUCUGAUGUAACUAUACUCUGUUUUUUAACCAGGAGGAGUAAACCAAAAAGACAGAUUCACACUCAAGAAAGUUACUAGAAAAGUCACCAAAUACAUCUUUUUUUUUUGUUGAUUAUCUCGGCCUUGCGGUAAUCGAGUAAUCAAUAUUGGACAACCUCACACGUCGAUUUUAACCUAACUUUGUUUAUUUAUGUUUGAAUAAUAACAUAUUUUUUUUCAAUUCACUUCCAAUAUAUAUUACAAUUAUUACAAUAAAAAAAGGACGUUUUUCACAUUUGGUCCCAUGUAUAUAUAUUUAAAUAUCGGGUGAUCCAGUUUUAUAGAUCUCUUAAGUCUAUGGUAUUUAAUUAUAAUUUAGAGAAUAUUUUGAUCGGGAGAGUCAAUAAUGUUACAGAUCUAAGUAUGUUUUUUUCUCAGAAAUUUGUGUUUUAAUAGUAGACCAAAUUCUUAUUCUGGUAUGAUCAAUUUCUUGAAUCUAGUUUUUUUUCUUACCAGAUACUUUGUAUUGAACAUUACUUUACUACUGUUCUUUUAUUGUGAUGAAAACAAAAUGGAAAUGCUUCUUAACAAGUAUACACUAAAUUUAAAAGAUAGUUGCCGUUUUUCUUAUGAUUAUUAGAUAUAAAUAACAUACAUUUAUAAACAUUUUAAACUAUAUUUAGUAUAAAUAUCAUCUAGAAAAAUAUCACAUUAAAUACUAUUCGCAUAUCACCAAGUCCAAGUUAUUACAAACAAAGAGUCAGAAAUCGAUUUAUAUAUUAGAGGAAAAUAAUAAUAAUAAAUAAAUUUCACAAAUGUCAUUAGUGUCAAUAUGUCAUAAUUUAGUGGAGUAAACUUGCCUGCGGUUGGACCAAUUGCAAACAAGCAUUACGGCGCGGAAAAUUUGAAUUACUCCUCCUGAUUAAAAAACAGACCAUAGUGACCAUAAUACAACAGUCAGGAACAUGAAAAAAUUGUCCCAAAAAAAAUUUAAAGAUACAAGGAGAAAUAAGUCAAAACACGUAAUACUAGAUUAAACAAAUCAUUACAACAUCCAAAUACUAGUACUACACUACCGAAAGAUGAGAACGAAGCAUAUUUUUGUGAAUUUGCAACUUGUAAAAGUCACACCACGUUAUGACACAAAGAACCACCACUUUUCGAAAAUAUAUGCUUCCAAAAAUAAUUGUUUGAUAACUAUACUUUCACCACGCGUGAUGUUCAACCUAGAAGACAAAGUGAAUAUCAGCACAAAAAACCAAGUUUUGCUGAAAAAAGAAAUCUUUCCAAAUAAUGAUCAGAAGUUACAAAUACCACAAUAAAAAAUUUAACGUAGUACAUACAGGAGAUUAAUUGAUAGGCAAACAUUGCCCAGACAAGAAAUAUUAAAAUAUCCUCCAGAACUAUUCUCUGAAGCAAUUUUGCCACCAGAUUUACCAGCAGCAAAUAAUUUUUAUUUAGAUGCUGAAGAAAACGAUAAAUCGUCAGAAGUUACAGAUACCGUCUAGAAACAAAUUUAACUUUGAAAUUCUUUGAAACAGAACUAUAACUGUCGUUGCUACAAGGGGUAGGAAUGUUUCAAAACUUCAUGAACCUUCAAAAGACGCAUUCCCGAAAUAAAAACUGAAUCCUAAAAACAUUAACAAUUUUAAUUUCAUCUUCUUCUGUCCAGGGCCUCUCUUACCCUCAAUCUUGCGCUGUAGAGUCAACUUUAUAAGUCGGUAUUUAUCAUUACGCAUGAUGUGGCCGAAGUAAGCCAAUUUUCUGUUUUUUAUGGUGUUAAUAAUUUCUUUGUCUUUUCUUAGCUUAAUUUCAUACUAAAUUUAAUAUACAUGAUUAAAAACGACUGUUAGAAGAAAAACAAUAAAUACUCCAACUAUUUUACGAGUGCGAAAACUAGUUUGUGUUUUGCUAUAAGAACGCUGUAGACAAUUCAAUGUUUUCAGUAAUGUCGGAUUUCAUAGUUUCGGUCGUAGAUAGACGUCAUCAGAUAAGUGAGUCAGUUCAUGAAAUUUUCUAAGACCAAUAGUAUCGAACCAAUCUAAUAAGAAUGACGUUACUGAAAAUGAGAGUAACAUUCAUUUUGGUUCCUAUUCAUUCGAAAAACAAAACUCUAUUUAAGAGAAAUGACUAUUCAAUGUUGUUCUUAAGAAAAGGGCUUGCUACUACAGUAAUAAAGGAGGAGAGUCUAUUCUACUGCUCAAGUCUAAUGACAACUGUAUUGGUGAAUACCUUCUUCAUUGUGUCCAUAAAGUUCUAAACUGUAAACCUUUUUUUUUCCUCAUUACUGAUUUUAAAGUUGUUAAAGUAAAAACUAAUGAAGAUAUCAGA